AGGGCUGGAGCAGAACAACAGGAAGCCUGUUUGCUUGAACCUUGUUCAUAGCCAGCCCUGAAAGAGAACAAAGUGCUCUUUUCCACCGAUAGGCACCAUGGCUCCUCAGCUGCUCCUCUGUCUGAUCCUCACUUUUCUGUGGAGUCUCCCAAAGACUGAAAGUAAUGUAUUCUUACAAAGCAAAGUGGCAAAUAGAUUUUUGCAAAGAACAAAACGAGCUAAUUCACUGUUUGAGGAAUUUAAAUCUGGAAACAUUGAAAGGGAGUGCAUUGAGGAGAGAUGCUCAAAAGAAGAAGCCAGGGAGGCAUUUGAAGAUCAAGAGAAAACUGAGAACUUCUGGAAUAUUUAUGUAGAUGGGGAUCAGUGUUUAUCAAACCCCUGUCAUUAUGGUGGGACAUGCAAAGACGGCAUUGGUAGCUAUACCUGUACAUGCUUGGCUGGCUAUCAAGGAAAAAACUGUGAAUAUCUUAUACAUAAGUCCUGCAGAUUGGACAAUGGUGACUGUUGGCACUACUGCAAACUUGAUCAGAAUGAUAUUCAAUGUUCAUGUGCUGAAGGUUACAUUUUGGGAGAUGAUGGGCAAUCUUGUGUUGCUGGAGGUGACUUUUCAUGUGGUAGAAUUAAAAAAGCCAGGGACAAGAGGGAAGCAAGUCUGCCUGAUCAAACAGAUUUCUCUGAGGCCUACGAUUUGAUUGACGAAGAUAAUUAUGUUGAAUCUCCUACAAACUUCUCUAGCAUGGUUCCUACUGUGCAAUCCAAGAAUGAAACCUGGCUCGAUAAGGCUGAUGAUUCGGACCGUGGAGUGAGAGUCGUUAACGGAACUGACUGCAAACUGGGUGAAUGUCCAUGGCAGGCACUUCUGAUAAAUGAUCUUGGAGAUGGGUUUUGUGGAGGAACAAUUUUGAGUCCCAUGUAUGUGCUUACUGCAGCCCACUGUAUUAACCAAACCAAGCACAUUAAAGUUAUUGUAGGGGAAGUGGACAUAUCAAGAAAAAAAACUGGACGUCUUCUUGCUGUGAAUAAAAUAUAUGUGCAUCAAAAAUUCGUUCUGGCCACCUAUGACUAUGAUAUAGCCCUCAUCCAGUUGAAGACUCCUAUCCGGUUCUCUGAAAAUGUGAUUCCUGCCUGCCUUCCCACUGCUGAUUUUGCCAACCAAGUCCUAAUGAAACAAGAUUUAGGCACUGUUAGUGGAUUUGGGCGUAUUCAAGAAAAAGGACGAACCUCCAACACACUUAAAGUUGUUAAUCUUCCUUAUGUGGAUAGGCACGUCUGCAAGCUUUCCAGCAAUUUCCCAAUUACUGAAAAUAUGUUCUGUGCUGGCUAUCAUACUCUGCCUCAAGAUGCAUGCCAGGGAGACAGUGGGGGCCCCCACAUCACUGCAUACAGAGAUACCCACUUUAUUACUGGGAUUAUCAGCUGGGGGGAAGGAUGUGCACAGAAAGGCAAAUAUGGUGUUUACACAAAAGUGUCCAAAUUCAUCCCUUGGAUAAAAAGAAUAAUGCGUCAAAAGCUACCAAGAACAGAAUCAAGCACUGCUCAGCCCUAAAAUUCAUUCAAUCGCUUAUUUCAUGCAGAGAUAAUGCAUUGGGUUAGAACAUUCAGUAUAUACAUUUGGUUUGGAACUCUUCUUUUCAGAUGUGUUUCUAUUUUUAAAUAUAACAUUAAAGUCAUGUAGCUUUCUAAUUUAUGGAGGUCUUUUUUCUCUGGUGUCAAUCCUCUUUUGGCACAUAGAGUGCCAGAAUGAGUAGACUAUGUCAUUUUAGCUCUCAUCUCUUGUAUGUCUAUUACAAUCUUUUAAAAAAAAGAUUUUUAGAGGUAACAAUAAUCCUUCAAGUAGAAGCUCAGCAGCAAUAUUUGGUCCCUUUGUAAUACAACCAUCAGUUCCCUUGAGACCAUCAGUUGAGUUAAUCUGAGUAGUGUCCAUCUGGGUAAUCAGCUGAAUUGUUUUCCAAUUUAAUUUACCCCAAACAGAAGCAGAGGCCAAGCCAAGCCUUCAGUACUAUUGCCUGCCAGUUCAAUGGAGGAGAGUUUAGGGCAGGGGUGUCAAACUACCAGCCCACAGGCCGGACGCGUCAUCCAGAAGCCGCGCCCACCCCAUUGCUGGCAAUGGCAAAACCGUCCCGAUACAUUGCGCGACGUUGCGUGACAUCGUGAGUUUGACAUCUGCUUUAGGGAUAUCAUAAAAUCUUGCUUUCCUAAUCCAACACUUCAUGGGAUAUCAGAAAUUUCUUGAAGAAAGUGAACAGAGAAUCUGUAUUUCCCAAAUGGUAAUUCCACUCACACACUCACAUUUUGUGUUAUUUUGUGUAAUCAGAAUUUCCAGUGACAGGGUCUGACUGAAUUGAUUACUAACUGGGUUAAGUCUGUCAUAGGAACAGGAUAAAAGUGAUAUAUUUGAUAUGCUUUUUAAUUUUUUUAUUGUAUAACAUGCAUUGUGGGGGUGCUUUAUGAAAAUAUGUUUGAUUGAAAAGUUAAAAGGCUUUUCAGAUUUGUGAUAUAUAUAAAAUUAAAGCUAUUUGAAAGUUUUAUUUAUUGUAUCACAAGCAUUGUGGGGGGGAUUGUGAAAAUAUGUUUAAUUGAAAAGUUAAAAGACUUUUCACAUUUGUGAUAUAUAUAAAAUUAAAGCUAUUUGAAAGUUUUA
This is a messenger RNA of Crotalus tigris (Tiger rattlesnake), 2641 nucleotides long. RefSeq names its product coagulation factor X-like. Bases 98 to 1546 code for a protein of 482 amino acids. Gene Ontology annotation, biological process: blood coagulation; proteolysis. Lineage: Eukaryota; Metazoa; Chordata; Lepidosauria; Squamata; Viperidae. Gene Ontology annotation, molecular function: serine-type endopeptidase activity; calcium ion binding. The transcript is spliced from 8 exons. Gene Ontology annotation, cellular component: extracellular region. The record is from RefSeq and is a predicted model, not a curated record.